AUGGAUUACUUAUCACCUUUGGAGAUCAUUGAAUUUGUCAUUACUGCAAAAGCCAUCUGGCAUAGGAGGAAUACUUGGCUCUUUGAACAGCAGUUCCACCCUCCCUCUCAAGUGUCAAAGCUGGUCCAAGCAGAGAUGGCUUCCAUUAAAUUAUGGCUAGAGAAUGGGAUAAAACAGACUGAAGUCCAAGAACCUAAAAACAAUAGGUGGAUUGCUCCCCAACUAGAUGUAUUCAAAGCUAAUUGGGAUGCUGCCAUUGAUAAAGGCAACUCGAGGUUGGGGAUUGGUGUGAUUGUUAGGAACUCAGAAGGAUCUGUUAUGGCCUCAUUGUGCUCAUCGAUGGACCUGAUUCUUGAUCCACUCCUUGGUGAGGCUGUAGCAGCUCGAAGGGCUUCUUCCUUUUGUGUAGAGUUGGGACUACAACAUAUUAUUCUUGAAGGUGACUCUCUAUCGGUGGUAAAGGCUAUUCAACACAAAGAGGAUAGUUGGAGUGACACUGGUCUUGUUAUUAGAGACAUUAAGAUAAUGCUGACCCGUUCUUGGUCUGUUUUACAUGUCCAUAAGGAAGUUAAUGUAAUUGCUCAUCAUUUGGCAAAGUUUGCUCUUAGCUGCCAGGAAGACUGUAUACUUAUUGAGGACUAUCCUCCAUGUAUCCAGCAUUUGCUUUAA
This is a messenger RNA of Juglans regia (Persian walnut), 669 nucleotides long. RefSeq lists its product as uncharacterized. Gene Ontology annotation, molecular function: nucleic acid binding; RNA-DNA hybrid ribonuclease activity. The transcript has a single exon. Bases 1 to 669 code for a protein of 222 amino acids. The record is from RefSeq and is a predicted model, not a curated record. Lineage: Eukaryota; Viridiplantae; Streptophyta; Magnoliopsida; Fagales; Juglandaceae.